Molecule: messenger RNA, 1398 nt
Organism: Carassius carassius (crucian carp)
Lineage: Eukaryota; Metazoa; Chordata; Actinopteri; Cypriniformes; Cyprinidae
Exons: 4
Coding region: 327-1151 (274 amino acids)
Source: RefSeq, a predicted model, not a curated record
UUAUGAGUCGGUGUUGUCCCGCGUCACGUUACCUGCCAGACGGAAGAAUCAGCCAUUUCGAGCGAGUUGUGCGUUCUCUUGUAUUGGUAACAUUGAGGGAACGUAAAACCAUUUUCCACGUCGUUCAAAUCUUAAAGAAUAUCAGACUUUAAUCUCAGUAAAUUCAAAAUGGUCUCAGGAAUUAUUUAGCCGUUUUUUAGUGAUUGUUGUUAUCAAUCUGGCUGGGUGCGGCAGAGAAACGACAACGCCACAGAUUUAUAUGGAUAUUUCUAGCUACGAUCUUCAUCUUUUUUAAGCUCCAGAAAUAACACAAAUCUACAAUCAGCAUGGGCAUCGCGAAUUUGAUGUUUCCUGUCUUAUUAUUCGUGAACGGUGUGUUUGGUGUUGAGACGGAUCUAGUUGAGAUUCGUGAAUUCAUGGAAGGAGAUUCUGUCUUUCUAGGCACCAAGUGUAUUACCAAACUACAGAAAGAUGAUGUGAUUGAGUGGAGGUUUGAAUCUGUGGUCAUAGCUACAGUCAAGGAUAAUAAUCCCCUAUAUGAUACUGAUGAUGCAAGAUUCAAAGACAAACUCCAAAUAAACGCUCAAACUGGGGACCUCACCAUCAGUAACACCAGAACCUCCCUCUCUGGGCUUUAUGAAGUGAAGAUCACCAAUAUCACUAACACAACCUACAGGAGAUAUAGGGUUACGGUCCUUGAUGCGAUUCCUACAAAAGUUUCAGUAACAGCGGGAGAGUCUGCCAUUUUACAGCAUAAUAUUGCUGAUAUACUCAAUUAUGAUGUUAUAGAAUGGAAGUUCGAAGACGGAGAGACUCCCAUCGCUAAAAUUGACAAACAAACCAGUAAAAACCCCUCAUAUGAUGAAACUAAUGAGAGAUUCAGAGUCAGACUGAAGCUGGAUCAGACUGGAUCUCUGACCAUCACAAACACCAGCACCACAGACUCUGGACUCUAUCAACUACAGGUGGAAGGUACAAACAUAGCUCCUAAACACAGGAAGUUUCGUGUCACGGUCGAUGAAGCUGGUCUGUCCACAGGCUUUCUAGUGCUGAUUACAGUGGUGAUAUGUUUGUGUGUCAUUGCAUUGAUCGCGGUGGUGGUUGGGAUUUACCGUCGGAAUAAGACACAGAGUCAACCAGGCCCGUAUUAACUUUGCAUGCAUGGCCAGAAUUAUCCAAAGUAAGCAUUUGUAAUGCAGAAUUUUGAAAUGCUAUGUUCAUCCUAAUGAUUUGCUGCACCAUUUAAUGACAAUAUUUAUAGGAUUUAACUAAAUGACAGCAGAAGAAUACUUGAAUGAUUUUGAGAUAUGGGUCCAAUUUCGCAUUUUAGUUUACGUUCUCUUGUGCAAAUGUAAUUUAUACCGUCUUUUAUAACUCUUUCUGUGCUUCCUUUCAGGU